CUAUGACAUGGCUAUUACAAUUGGUAAGAGGAAACGAGAGGUAGGAUCCUCAAAGCCGAGAAAAGCUACCCAGGUGGAAGAAUCGGACUCAUCGGCUGCCGAAGAAGAGGCGAGAUUAAAAGCAAUUUUCAGGCGACACUUCGAAGCCCAAUUCAAACCGUUGCCCGAAUCAAAACUGCACAAUCAGUCAGUCGAGGUCGUCCCAGACGCAGAGAAUGAAAAUGAGGAUGACUGGCAAGGCUUUUCUUCCGAGGAGGAGAGCACACCUGUCCAAGUUGUGGAGUAUAAUGAAAUGAAAGUGGACCGCGGUCUCGAUGCAACGGUGUCCAAGAAAGAACUGAAGGCGUUCCUUUCUGGAAAGGUUCCCACGAAGGCUGUGGAAGGGCAGAACAAGACGAAGCGAACCACCGAAAAGGAUGACGAGGGCGACGAGGACGACCAAAUGAAUCUCAAGAACGACUUGGCAUUGCAGCGCCUACUCUCCGAGUCGCAUCUUCUGGACUCGACACAGGCACAAGCUUCGUUUGAGGCUACAGGAAAGAAUCGCUUGCGCGCCUUGGAUCUUAGAAUGCAGACAUUGGGCGCAAAGUCGAGCGUGUUCGACGGUGGAAAGAUGCCCAUGAACAUGCGAAAGGGUAUCCUUGCGCACCGAGCAGCCGCAGAGAACAAGCGCAGGAAGGAAGCAAAAGAGAAUGGCAUCAUCUUAGAGAAGGAAAAGAAACAGAAAGCACAUGCGGGCAAGAGAGAGAGGGGAGUAGGGGGUCCAUCUGUGGGCAAAUAUAAAGGUGGCAUGCUCACGUUGAGUAAGCGGGAUGUGAGGGCUAUAGAAGGACCGAAGAAUAUCAAGUCUGGUGGAAGAAAGAAACAAAGGAGAUAGAUGAUACCCAGAGAUAGCAAUGAGAUCAUGAAUUUAGACGUGUUGUAUUCUUG
Messenger RNA from Verruconis gallopava, 930 nucleotides. RefSeq lists its product as uncharacterized. The coding region runs from base 8 to 877 and encodes 289 amino acids. Gene Ontology annotation, biological process: maturation of SSU-rRNA from tricistronic rRNA transcript (SSU-rRNA, 5.8S rRNA, LSU-rRNA). Gene Ontology annotation, cellular component: nucleolus. The record is from RefSeq and is a predicted model, not a curated record. The transcript has a single exon. NCBI's taxonomy places the organism in Eukaryota, Fungi, Ascomycota, Dothideomycetes, Venturiales, Sympoventuriaceae.